AAUAGGCAGGGGAGAGCAAUGACUAUUUCCUGUUUACUAAGCAUGUGGAUUUAACGAGAAGCAUGGAAGACGCCGAAGCAACGGACGUAACAGCCAAGUCGUUUUUAGAUCUUGGUGUUGUUGAUGUGCUUGCAAGUGCUUGCGAGCAAUUGAAAUGGAAGGUUCCAACAAAAAUUCAGAAAGAAGCCAUUCCAGUGGCAUUGUCAGGAAGAGAUGUUAUUGGUCUUGCCGAAACAGGAUCUGGUAAAACUGGAGCCUUUGCUCUCCCCAUCUUGCAAGCACUGUUGCAGGCGCCACAGAGAUUGUUCGCUCUUGUCUUGACACCUACACGAGAGCUUGCUUACCAGAUUUCUGAGCAGUUUGAAGCCUUGGGUUCAUCUAUUGGUGUUAAGUGUGCUGUGAUUGUUGGAGGGAUGGACAUGAUGACCCAAGCAAUUAUGCUUGGCAAGAAGCCUCACAUAAUUGUUGCCACUCCUGGUCGGCUAGUUGAUCACUUGGAAAAUACAAAAGGCUUCAGUCUCAGAUCUGUGAAAUACCUGGUAAUGGAUGAAGCUGACAGGAUCUUGAAUAUGGAUUUUGAAUCAGAGGUAGAUAAAAUACUGAAGGUGAUUCCAAGAGAGAGAAGGACAUACUUGUAUUCAGCCACAAUGACAAAAAAGGUUCAGAAGCUACAAAGAGCAUCACUUGUGGAUCCCGUUAAAGUGGAAGUUUCUAAUAAGUAUCAGACAGUUGCCACCCUUCAGCAGUCCUAUAUAUUCAUCCCAGCUAAGUAUAAGGAUGUCUACCUGGUGUACAUCUUAAAUGAACUUGCAGGCAACUCCUUCAUGGUGUUCUGCAGUACAUGUGCCAACACCCAGCGCAUCGCUCUCUUGUUGCGCAACAUGGGCUUUACUGCCAUUCCUCUGCAUGGGCAAAUGAGCCAGGCAAAAAGAUUGGGUGCUCUUAAUAAAUUUAAGAGCAAAGAUCGAUCUAUCCUAAUUGCCACUGAUGUUGCCAGCAGAGGCCUUGACAUCCCACAUGUGGAUGUUGUGUUGAAUUUAGACAUCCCCACUCACUCAAAGGACUACCUCCACAGAGUUGGUCGCACAGCACGUGCAGGCCGAUCUGGCAAAGCCAUCACUUUUGUUUCACAAUAUGACGUGGAGCUGUAUCAAAGGAUUGAGUACCUUAUCAACCAGAAGCUUCCACUAUACAAAACAGAGGAGCAGGAGGUGAUGCAGCUGAUGGAACGAGUGACUGAAGCUCAGCGCAUUGCCAAGAUGGAAAUGAACGAUGCUGUUGACAAGAGGAAGAAGAGAAAAGCUCGUGAUGAUGAUGAUAAGGAAGACACAGAAGAAUCCAGGGGGAUUCGCAAACAGUUUAAAAAGAAAAAGAACAAGAAAUGAAUUUCUUCUACAUUUUUAUGUUUAUUGGAAAACUCUGAUGGUGCAAGCUGGAUGCAUGUUAUUGUCUGCAUGAAUGGGAGGUAUGGGGUGGGUGAGCGGAAGAUGUAGAGUGACUGGCUUUGUGUGUUUUCAAGAACACUUAGCUCAUUAAACGUGCUGUUCACUGUAGAGAGAA
Messenger RNA from Pomacea canaliculata, 1560 nucleotides. Its product is annotated as probable ATP-dependent RNA helicase DDX47. The transcript has 13 exons. Lineage: Eukaryota; Metazoa; Mollusca; Gastropoda; Architaenioglossa; Ampullariidae. The record is from RefSeq and is a predicted model, not a curated record. The coding region runs from base 63 to 1385 and encodes 440 amino acids. Gene Ontology annotation, molecular function: nucleic acid binding; ATP binding; RNA helicase activity.